Messenger RNA from Culex pipiens pallens (northern house mosquito), 5595 nucleotides. It is a transcript of the gene chb, whose product is annotated as CLIP-associating protein. Gene Ontology annotation, biological process: mitotic spindle assembly. The record is from RefSeq and is a predicted model, not a curated record. Gene Ontology annotation, molecular function: microtubule binding. The transcript has 23 exons. Lineage: Eukaryota; Metazoa; Arthropoda; Insecta; Diptera; Culicidae. Gene Ontology annotation, cellular component: spindle microtubule; microtubule organizing center; mitotic spindle. The coding region runs from base 396 to 4841 and encodes 1481 amino acids.
AGUGACAGCAGCUGUCCAGAUUUUAGCUAAGCUUUGGACUGUUUGAAACGAAGUGAGUUGUUAAAAUUACUAAAAUUGUACAUGAAAGACCUUAAAUAUCCUGUAAAAGUGUUCGUUAACCGAUAAAAUAAGCUCUAUAUUUGUUCGUCACGUUGAAUGCUUGGUAAAUGGAAUGAUACAAGCGGCAGUUAUUUUCGUCGCACAGAAUAUUUAAUGUGGCCUGAUUAAUGGUGUACGCUAAACAAAUGUGAAUAAUGAACUACUGAAAGUGUUUGUUGUGAUUAACUGGUAAAUUCUAUCGCCUACAAGUGUAUUGAAGAGCAUACGUCGUGAAGUAACAAAACUGCAUUCCUUUAAAAAUUGCACUCUGCCUGAAGAUCUAACCGGACUGGAAGAUGGCGUAUCACAAGCCAACCGAUAUCGAUGGAUUCAUCACCCAGAUGGCCAAAGCAGACAUGAGAAUCAAAGCAUUGCUGGCAGAGGAUCUGGUGCUGUAUCUCAAUGACUCCGAGAACUCGAUUGAAUGUGUUGAUCUUGGCUUGCUGGUGGAUGGCUUGAUUCCGUGGAUGAUUGGAAGUCAUUUCAAGAUUGCACAACGCGCUUUGGAAGCCUUCACCGAACUAAUAGUACGUCUUGGACAAGACUUCAACGCAUACACGUCGACAAUUCUACCCCACGUGCUGGAUCGUCUCGGAGACAGUCGAGACACAGUUCGGGAAAAGGCACAACUGCUGCUGCACAAGCUGAUGGAAUGCCGCUGCGUGUCUCCACAAUCGCUGUUGGACAAAUUGACGGUUUGUUUCAAACACAAAAAUGCUAAAGUACGAGAAGAAUUCCUCCAAACGAUUGUGAAUGCACUAAACGAAUAUGGAACACAGUCGCUCUCGGUAAAGACGUACAUACAGCCGAUUGUGCUGCUGUUGGGAGACCCGACGCCGACGGUUCGAGAUGCAGCGAUACAAACGUUGGUGGAAAUUUAUAAACAUGUUGGUGAUAAACUAAGGACUGAUCUGCGGAAAAAGGAAGUACCAGCAGCAAAGAUGGCCAUGUUGGAGCAAAAAUUCGAUGAAACACGAAGCGACGGCUUGUUAUUGCCAUCGGCACUGAAUUCAGCAGUUUCUAAUGAUGACAUCGAUGCGGCCGUUGUAUCAAGACCUACCCGGCUGGUUAAAAGGACACCAUCAGCAACCCCCCGCAAACCACUGUUUGAAACACAGGGAUCCGGAGAUCUCCUAGCAGCUGGAGCCGUUUCCUGGGAAAUUUUCGAAAGCUCCUUCGAGAACGUACCCCAACUGACUAUAUUUUCCCAGCGUGAUAUGGAUGACCACAUGAAGAUUACUAAUACUAUCGUCGGAGAUAAAAAUAUGGACUGGGAAAAACGAGUGGACGCGCUGAAGAAAAUCCGCUCACUCUUGAUGAUAAAUGCACAAAAUUCGCCCACAUUCACUCAGCAGCUAAAAGACUUGUCCAUUGCAUUCCUUGAUAUUUUAAAAGAGCUGAGAUCCCAGGUUAUUCGUGAAGCUUGCAUAACUCUAGCCUACAUGAGCAAGGUGUUGAAAACCCGAAUGGAUCAAUUCAUCAUAUACAUUCUUCAAGAACUCAUCAACCUGAUUCAAAAUUCAGCAAAAGUAAUUUCAUCGUCUGGAACGGUAGCGCUCAAAUAUGUUAUCAAAAACACUCACGCGCCCAAAAUUGUGCCAAUAAUCACCCAGAAUCUCAUGCAGUCCAAGUCCAAAGACAUACGAAGCACUUUGAGUGAGGUCAUGGUUCUGUUGUUCGAAGAGUGGCCAACAAAAGCAUUGGAAAAGAACUGUAUUCUUUUGAGAGAUGCUCUUCGAAAAGGCAUAGCAGAUGCGGAUAGUGACGCGAGAAAGCACAGCAGAUGUGCGUUUUGGAACUUCCGCAGACACUUCCCCGAAAUCGCAGACAGCCUCUACGGAUCUCUGGAUCCAGCUACUCAACGUACCCUGGAGAAAGAACGCGAUAGCAUCGGAACUAAUGAACGUAGGCAAUCUUCAGGGCUAAGAAGUCCUGCAUCGGCACAACCCCCAGUCAACGCUACUAGCGCUAGCACAGAAAAUUUAUCUGCUGCUAAUAAAUUGCAACGGACACCAUCAUUGCCGCGCUCCUAUUCUCGAAAUCGUAGCGGAAUUCCCGUAGCAUAUAGAGAUCAACCACAAUCUACUAUAAGAGCUGGCUUGCGAAGUAUUUCUGCGGUCGACACUGCUGCUGCGCAAAGAGCUAGGGCUAGAGCGCAAUACUCCAGUAUGGCACGAAUGAAAAUCUCUUCAGGAUCCGCUUCUCUUCAAGGACAGUACGCUCAGCAAGCUCGAGCAAAAAAAAUCUCAGCGGUAUCGGCCACCCCUCAGCAACCACCAACACCAGAAAGAAGAAUCCGUUCAAGAUCCGGAGUAUCUCAGUCUCAGCCCACCUCUCGAAGCACGUCUCCUUCCAACAAACUGCGCGACAAUUUUGGGAUUCCUUCGAUUUACAAACAGACUGGUACAAUUCCCAAGAAAACAUCAGGAAUACCUCGCUCAUUAGCAAACUCCCGAGAAACGAGUCCAACGAGAGGAACGCAAUUUGGAUCACUCCGUCGAAAUGUCUAUGGCACUAACAGUCCCCGGAGAUUAGAUCGUCCGCCAGUGAAUCCCGCAAGACCAGUGCUAGCACAAAAAAUACUACAGCAAAGUCGAGAGGCUGAAAAUGCUUUGGCAGAUGCUCUGUCGCCUGAAGAUCACGAAAUGUCCGCUGAGUUCGGCCGCUUGGGAAUACACAGGAAAGUUUCGCGCGAUGAAUCUGAUGAGAGCGAAGCAUCGUCGGUAUGCUCUGAAAGGAGCUUUGAUUCGUACAGAAGAGGAAACGAUUCAUAUUCCUGGAACGGAUCCAGAACCAGGUUGGACAGCUCUCGCCCAAUGAUCGAAGACAUUGACACAAUCAUUCAGUUUUGCGCUUCAACACACUGGUCAGAAAGAAAGGACGGCCUGAUUAACCUUACGCAAUACUUGAGCGAUGGAAAAAUGUUGACUUCUCAGCAGCUGCAGUGUGUUCUGGAUCUUUUUCGGAAAAUGUUUAUGGAUCCGCACAUCAAAGUGUACGCGCUAUUCCUCGAUACUGUCAAUGAAUUGAUCCUUUCACAUGCGAAUGAUUUGCAUGACUGGCUGUUCAUAUUAUUGACAAGGUUGUUUCAAAAGUUGGGAGGAGAUUUGCUUGGUUCCAUGCACGGUAAAAUAUGGAAGACUCUUCAAUUAAUCUACGAGUACUUUCCGGCUGAUCUGCAAAUGCAGUGCGUUUUUAGAAUCCUGAUAGACGCCGCGCAAACCCCCAACACCAAGACACGACAAGCGACGUUAAAGUUUUUGACAACCCUGGCUACGACUUAUUGUACGGCUGCGCAGUUUGUUAUACAUAGUCAAACACAACAACUGGUUGACAGGGCUAUACUCAAGAUCAUCCAAACUGCACUAGAUCAAAAAAGUGCUGAUUUGAAAUCACAAGCUCGUUUCUGCAUAGCGGCGCUGUAUAAUUGCAAUCCAUCACAGAUGACGAUGACGCUGGCUAAUCUUCCAAAACAAUACCAAGACACUGCAAAAGCAAUCAUUCAACAGAACAUUAGACGAAGUACCUCAGGAACAGAUAGUCCAUCAUCGCCAUUAUCGUCUUCAAGUCCGAAACCAUUGCUAAGUCCUCAGCAGGGACCUUAUAGUAUACAGAACGCUUCUAUUCACAGAUCCCGACAAACCUCGCUCGACGUAACCGACUCCAUGAACACGGAAGAAAUCUAUAAGAAUCUUAGAAAAACGACGGCCGAGAUACAAAACUACAGCUUUGAAGCAAAGUUAGAUCGUGAUGCCAACAGUAAGGAUUCUGGAAUAAGUCAGAUGGGAGAGAUGCAAAUGCAAAAUCCAGAUGCAUACCAGUUUUCUUCUAAUGGCUUUAACGGACACUUGGGAUUAGAAAAAGAUGAUUCGUGCAACGGUUCAAAAACUCAGUCCGCGACAACAACUGAAUCCAAUACACCCGAGAACACGGUCAGAUUGGAUGGUAUCGAUAUGAUUCACAAAAACUCAGCCCAGCAACAGCGCCACCACAGCUAUACUAUUUCGGAAACUGGUGAACUUAUUGUCGAAAAUGAAGUGAAAGAGAAUGACAUUGUGAAAGCAGCAAUAAUACUAUCACACGACACUAGCACUGAGGUGAUUGUGCAAGUUUUGGAAAAUCUGCAAACGUGCAUAAAGUAUGGUAAUUGUGAAGUACCUAUCAAAAACUUCAAAGCUAUAAUGAAGAUGCUCUUGAACCUAAUGGAAUCACAAAACAAUACAGUAUUAGUAGCAGCUUUGCAUACGCUGGGCCGGAUUGUACGCAGCACAGAAAUGAAAUCAUGCUGGAGUAAUUUUUUGGAACUGAUAUUGCUGAAAAUUAUUGACUGCUACAAAAUCAGCAAAGAGGUUUCACGCGAGAUUGACAUCAUCGUGGUGAAAAUAGCAAGCGUUUUGCCACUCGAUAUAUCUGUAAACAUCCUGAACCCAGUCAUUGCAACAGGUGACUUUCCAGCGAACCUUUGUGCUCUCAAGAUACUGACAGAAUUGGCCCACAAGCAAGGAAAAGAUUUGACAGAUAAUCAUUUAGAUAACAUCAUGCCAAACAUAGCUAGGUUAGCAGACGAUAGUCAAUCGAUGGUUAGAAAAGCAGCUGUUUUUUGUAUGGUUAAGCUGUAUAUUGUUAUGGGCGAAGACAAAGUAAAACCAAAAUUUGCACUGCUUAACGCCAGCAAAAUAAGAUUGCUGAAUGUCUACAUCGCAAAAGCCCUUGGAAGCACCAGUAAGGGUUCAAGUUCAUGAUCUAAACAUGCCAUGUGAUUGUUAUUCAAAGGACGCAAGAUCGCCAAGCUGCUUUGUAAAUUUGGUAGAAACAUUUCAGUUAUUUAUGAGUAAUAUUUAUUUCCAACAAGUGCUUAUCUCCAUUAACUAUACUUUUGACUUAAAUUAAUCGCUUCUGAAGCCUGAUAUUGUUUCUAGUAGCAUACAAACAAUGUUCUUUUUUAACAAAGCAUAAAACAAUGUGACUAGAAAAAACCUACUAAUUUUAGUUAUCCUUUUUGCAAGUCUCAGUUGUUACGAAUAAGAAUCGAAAAGCGUAAUACACAUUUGGAUGUUAUUUGUUCAUGAAAAGCUUUUCACUAAAUAAAUGUAAAAAUAUGGUAAUACAACUUACAGCUUAUUACUUUAAAAAUGAAGUUAUUUAAUGCUAAACAGGAAUAUGGUUUAAAAAGAAGGCAAACGAAACCUUUUAAAUUGUUUUAAUCAUUAUUGUACGCUUAAAAGAAAAAAAAACACUAUCCAAACACAAUGUUUGCCAGGUUACAGAACCUUCCCAUUUGCGUUGUAUUGCUGCCGGAAGCAAUAACUCAGUUUUUUAUACAAGGUUAUAAAAAAAAGUUUCUACAAUAAGAAAUCUGCAUAACCAAUAUUAAUUUAGUAAUAACGUACAGGCGCUUCUAUAUUCUGAUCAAUUUGUAUACAACUUUCCGGAAUUUCUAGUCGCCAUUAAUAAUGGCAUAAUUAUGAAAACUAAUAAAAAAAUACUAAAAAUAUA